AUGAAGGGUGUUAUGAGAUUUGGAAAGAAAGAAAAAUUAAGCCCACAUUUUGUAGGACCUUUUCCAAUUGUCAAGCGUGUAGGAAAUAUGGCUUAUGAGUUGUCGUUGCUUGAAGAGAUGUCUGCUAUUCAUAAUGUCUUAAGGAAACAAAUACCAGACCCUGAUCAUGUGUUAAAGCCACAGACCAUUCAGGUUCAAGAUGACCUUAGUUAUGAGGAAAAACUAGUAGAAAUGCUUGACCGUACAAUGAAGAAGCUUCACAACGAGGAAAUUUCACUAGUAAAUGUUUUAUGGAAAAAUAAUAAAGUAGAAGAGCAAGUAUCUGCUGCCAUUUCUCAGGGACUGGCCGAGGAUUCUAGCCCUGCACAUCAUCUUUAG
This is a messenger RNA of Humulus lupulus (European hop), 378 nucleotides long. RefSeq lists its product as uncharacterized. The transcript has 2 exons. NCBI's taxonomy places the organism in Eukaryota, Viridiplantae, Streptophyta, Magnoliopsida, Rosales, Cannabaceae. The record is from RefSeq and is a predicted model, not a curated record. The coding region runs from base 1 to 378 and encodes 125 amino acids.